UAGAUGCGAGUUAACUUAGAAAAAGAGAAGUUAUUCCCCAUAUUAUAGCAAAAACGAAUAUUCGUGAUGUAUGUGGGUACUCUGCUUUAUUAUCUAUUCCAUUUCUGCGCAGUCCUUGUAAUAUUUGGCAGGCGAUAUCCGGGCAUAGCUAACGGCCAAGCGGUUUUGUUUUCAAAUUAAAGGACCGCCUUAAGCGACCGCUGAUGAAUUUACUAAGUUCUGUUUCUUGAAAUGAUUGUUUGAUUUCUUUCCUUUUCCUUUCUUUAUUUUUCAAUACUAGCUUCCUAUGGGCAUGUCGUCUUACUGAUAUUACUCGAGCUACGUACAUGUAGGUUAGCGAGUGUCAGGUUAGGUUAAAUACCUUGUCAACCCUUAAGACCCAAUAGAACCGAACCGACUUGCUGUGAACAGUGUAAACUAUAACGGCUCGGUUCAGCUCGCAGUGGAGGCAGAACUCUAAAACAGACCGCUCGUACAGAGCUCAAUGAGGGGCAGCUGCCAUGGUGGUGGAGGUGGAGAGUUUCUUUGGGGUGUACAUGCUGUACUGUACCAACCCGAAAUUCAAGGGUCGCAUCUACAUCGGCUUCACUGUAAACCCUGAACGGAGGAUCGGCCAGCACAACGCAGGACGGCACAAGGGGGGAGCGAAGAGAACAAGCGGCAGAGGCCCCUGGGAGAUGGUCCUCAUCAUCCAUGGAUUUCCCUCAGAUAUUGCAGCUCUAAGGUUUGAGUGGGCAUGGCAGCAUCCACAUAUCUCUCGGCGGCUCUCACAUGUGGCCCGGCGCACUCGUAAAGAGUCCAGCCUGCAGUUCCACUGGCGUGUGGUCUCCAACAUGCUGCGAGUGGCACCGUGGAGCCGCCUCCCUCUGACAGUGCGCUGGCUGAGGCAGGAGUACCGACUAGACUUUGAACCUGGGCUGCAGCCACCUCUGCACAUCCCUUUGACAUUCGGCUGUGUCAGGGCCAAGAAGAAACAGCAGCAGCUGGAGGACAAGGAGCAAGAGGAGAGCUGGGUGGAACAGUGUCUACUGUGUAGAGAGAUGGUGAAGGCAGCAGACAGACUGUCUUGCUUCCAUCCCUCCUGUAUGAUGGUUUGCCAUCUGAUUUGCUUAGCGAAACAUUUCCUGAAAUCAGAGCCGACCCACCUCAUUCCUGUAGAGGGGGAUUGUCCUGGCUGCCGUCGCUCAGUGCUGUGGGGUAAUUUGAUUCGCCACAGAAAUGGUUGUUAUGGUGAUCUGGAAGAAAUUACUUCAUAUUCUUCUCAGAGUCACUGGGCAGAUGAGUUGCAAAUCUGAAGAUAAUGGACCAAUUAUGAUGCCAUGAGCUGCAGUGAAGGCACAAGGAUAUAGUCCUGUUUUUACAUUGAAACAUCAAGAGGAGAGGGAACGGACUUAGAUUAAUUUGAUGGAACUGUAUUUAUUAGUAUUUAAAAGGCAGAAACUGCAGUCUUUUUCUGAGGUGCUUGCCUUGUAAGUUCACUGUAUAUGGACCAUGUAAUAGUUGUUGAACCUCAGGCCAACUGGUGGUCUUUAGAUGCACCAAGUAGUACUCUGUUUGGCUGAAUACAGAGAUGAUGCAAGUUGAGCAAAACCUAGAAAUCAAAUGUUGAAUUGUCAUGUAGAAAUCUAUCAUUUCUAUUCUACAGUGAAUUAUUUGUAAUGUUUUUAAUACUAUCACUUCCAAAAACAAGAUCUCAAAUGGUGACUGUACAGGUGAAGGUAAAAACCUUCUUUACUUUUAAUGUAAGUAAAUAUAACAAUUUAUUUAAGCAAUUUUGGAGCAUUUCCAUUUGGCCCAUUCAUCAUUACAAUUUCACAUUUCUCUCAGAACAGGAUUUAGUAGUGAAGUUAAAUUGGCUCAAAUAUAUAGCAAUUCAACUCCACUUCUAAAUCCUGUUCUGUAUAUCUUUGUUAAGAAUAUUUCAUGAUGCACAUGUUAAUAUUUAUUAAGCAAUAAAGCAGUGGAUUUAUAUUUAA
This is a messenger RNA of Pygocentrus nattereri (red-bellied piranha), 1976 nucleotides long. RefSeq names its product SLX1 homolog B, structure-specific endonuclease subunit (gene slx1b). The record is from RefSeq and is a predicted model, not a curated record. The transcript is spliced from 5 exons. Gene Ontology annotation, biological process: double-strand break repair via homologous recombination. Gene Ontology annotation, cellular component: Slx1-Slx4 complex. Bases 501 to 1295 code for a protein of 264 amino acids. Gene Ontology annotation, molecular function: crossover junction DNA endonuclease activity; 5'-flap endonuclease activity. Lineage: Eukaryota; Metazoa; Chordata; Actinopteri; Characiformes; Serrasalmidae.